This is a messenger RNA of Seminavis robusta, 966 nucleotides long. The record is from the annotation of a GenBank genome assembly. Lineage: Eukaryota; Bacillariophyta; Bacillariophyceae; Naviculales; Naviculaceae.
AUGACAUUUACAGCUGAUAAUGAUGGAUGGAAUGCCAAACUAGAAAAGCUCAAGGCAUUCAAGGAGAGUCAUGGGCACUGUGCAGUUCCCAUUACCGGUAGCACUUGUGGACUUGGGAAGUGGUGGCACUCCAGUUUUGUCCUCUUGCGACAAUUCAAGGAGCAAAAUGGCCACUGCCGAGUUCCACGUACUAGUGAGAGACAGCUGGGAAUGUGGGUCAGGCAACAGAGAGAAACACAUCGGCAAGGAAAAAUGAUCAAGGAACGGUUCCGACGGCUAGAAGAGCUUGGAUUUGUAUGGAAUCCACCAAAUGGAAAACGCAUCACACAGCAAGCUCUGGAAGAAGAAGACGACGAAGAGGAGGAAGAUGAGGAAGAGGAAAGUGACGAAGAAGAAAAAGAACAAGAACGCUCUCAAAUUGAGACGCGUUCCAUGAAGCGCCCUGCCACAAAAGAUACCACGGCAGCUUGGUUGGAAGAACAGGAAGACGACGAGGAAGAGGAAAGUGACGAAGAAACCAAGAAGCCGGCAGCAAGGCUAAAUCCUGCUUUUGCAAAGAAGCCCAAGACUGUCCCUUUGAAAGAAGAAGAGGAGGAAGAAGAGGACAACAAUGAAGAAACCAAGAAGCCGGCAGCGAGAGAAAAGUCUUCUAUUGAAGUCUUCGAAAUUUGUUCCGAUAAAGAAGAGGAAGCGGAUGAACCAGUCGCACCAUCGUCGUUGGCCGCAUCAUCGUCGUUGGCCGUGGCAGGAAUGGCCGCAGCAGGAAUGCCCGACAACAAUUUGGCAGGGAUUCAACAAAGGCUCGAAAGAAUUGAAUUUGCUCUGGGGUUUCCACCGGAUAAAUACUCGGGGGAACUACUCUAUCGCCGCAUCAACCUGCUGGAACAGGAGUGUGGCUUGCUCCCCCAGGGACAAGUAUCCUUUUUCCAGCAGCUGGAUGCCCUAGAAACAAUCAUUGGGCUUUGA